AUGGAGGAGGAAGCCGAUGAUCCGCCCCGCCCGACACCUGUUCGACGUGCCCGGCUGGUGUGUCAUCGAUGCCAUCAGAAAAAGAUCCGUUGCGACCUGCGGCGCAUAGGUGCCGCAUGCAGUAACUGCCUCGGCGCGGAAGCAAGCUGCGAGUUCCGCCCCUCUGGCAAAGGACAUCAUCGUAGAAAGCGUGGAAGCGAUGUUCGAACAUCGCACGGCAUUACUGCGAGCUCUACUCAGGUGGAAUCGCCGGCGCCCCAAUUGCCAUCGAUUGUCGCGAGUGGAGGCAACUACAUCCGUGCUCUAUUGGGACAUCAAUUUGGACAUGAAAACGAUAAUAACAACAGGAGUGAGGCCGCUUCAUCUCCCACACAGGCAAGCGAUAGGUUCGCUCCUGGCACGAUUCGAAGUUUCCUCGAGACCUACUCCGAAAUCUGCUACACCUGGUGCCCGAUCAUCGAUGUUGACAACUCGACGAUGACGGCCGGCUCCUUGUUGCUGGACCACUCGAUCGCAGCGGUAGCCAGCAUCAUCAGACCGUCCGUAAUGCCGGGCCUCAAUCUUUGGAGACAGCACUACGAGCGCGCUCGCCAUCUCUUCCAUGCUGAGCGACAGAAUGAUGCUUUAGUACUGGUCAAGGCUGCGUUACUGCUCUCAUACUGUGACAACGACAGGUCAGGAAGCCGAACGGAUGGUAGUUCUUGGUGGCUUGGCGUUGCUGUUCGUCUCGCGCAGGACCUGCGCCUGCAUCGAGCCCCUCGUAAUGCGACUACCACGCCGGACUUGGGGUUGCGAAAGCGGAUCUGGUGGGCUUUGUUCGCUCGUGAGCGAGUGAUGGCGCUGUACCAAGGGCGACCAUGCACGAUCGACGAAGACGAUUGUAAUCUGGGAUUGCCACUGGUCGCCGACUUCCCCGAGAAUCGCUCUCGUGAAGGACGUAUCUUCGUUCACUGGAUCCACCUCUGCCGUAUUAUGGGACGGCUGAACAAGCACAUGUCCACCGCGCGCUACACUGGAGUGAGAAUUCCGACGCAAGAAAUCGCAAUCUCUCUCACCGCAUGGCUGCAAGCUUUGCCCGUUGAUCUACAACUCCCCAUACAAGAAGCACACACGGCGCCGCUCGAACGCGACGUUCACCUACUGCAUCUACCCUACCUGACAACCGUGGCACUCAUGUAUCUAAACACAACAGGCCAAGACGUCCCGGAGGUCUCGGCGGCUGCGGUUAUGGCGGCCGCGUGCACGGCUCGCAUCAUUGGAGACCUGCUCCUUCGCGACUGCGCGUCUGCUCUCCUCGAAGACUGCGGCUGGUAUCUCACUAUAACCGUGACCGCUUUGAUGCAUAUAUUACCCGUACCGUCGCUUGCAGCGCACGCUGCCGCCGACAUACACAUACUUCGCACAGCACUCGAGCGAAUGAGCAGCACUUGGUCUUCAGCGAAAGUCCUUACCACCGGUUUGGACAAGUUGAUGGACCAGCUUCUGACGAGUGCCGCUGACGAACGCGCCGCACGUAUGAACCCAUCUUCCGCCGGCGAAGCUGCUGCUUUAUUCACACCUAGUGCGCGGAGUUUACAAGAUCUCUGCGCGCAUGAUGGGGUGCUGUGGGCCGACUUCUUUCCAUUCGCAACCUCUCGCACGAGCCCGUUGGUCGAGGCGCUCCUAACCGAAUGCCAAAACAGCUAUCCGGAGUUAUGGCCGAGCUUUGACUUUGACUUUGAUAUCAAUUUCGAUACAUUGUGGGAUGAGGUUAUCACCGCUCAAGGGGCCUUGUUCCAGGACGGGCCUUGA
This is a messenger RNA of Neohortaea acidophila, 1791 nucleotides long. RefSeq names its product fungal-specific transcription factor domain-containing protein. Gene Ontology annotation, molecular function: DNA binding; zinc ion binding; DNA-binding transcription factor activity, RNA polymerase II-specific. Bases 1 to 1791 code for a protein of 596 amino acids. NCBI's taxonomy places the organism in Eukaryota, Fungi, Ascomycota, Dothideomycetes, Mycosphaerellales, Teratosphaeriaceae. The record is from RefSeq and is a predicted model, not a curated record. Gene Ontology annotation, biological process: DNA-templated transcription; regulation of DNA-templated transcription. The transcript has a single exon.